Miscanthus lutarioriparius is the source of this 2517-nucleotide messenger RNA. The record is from the annotation of a GenBank genome assembly. Lineage: Eukaryota; Viridiplantae; Streptophyta; Magnoliopsida; Poales; Poaceae.
AUGUCCAAUGUGAGCGUGUGCGUGCGGUUCAGACCGCUGAGUCACAAGGAGAGGAAGGCCAAUGGUGACAAGGUCUACUUCAAGAAACUGGACUCGGAGUCUUUUGUUUUCAAGGAUGAGAGGGAAGAAGAUGUCAUAUUCAGUUUUGACAAGGUGUUCUAUGAAGAUGCGCAACAGUCUGAUGUCUACAACUUCCUUGCAGUGCCCAUUGUUUCAGAUGCCAUCAAUGGAAUAAAUGGGACUAUAAUUACUUAUGGUCAGACUGGGGCGGGAAAGACGUAUAGCAUGGAGGGGCCAAGCAUCUUGCAUUGCAAUGAACAGAAAACUGGACUAGUACAGCGAGUUGUGGAUGAGCUUUUUGUAUGUUUAGGAUCAUCAGCAAGCACGUGGACUGUGAAGCUGUCAAUGGUGGAGAUAUAUUUGGAAAAAGUUAGGGACCUUCUUGACUUGUCCAAAGACAACCUGCAGAUCAAGGAAAGUAAAACCCAAGGAAUUUACAUUUCUGGAGCAACAGAGAUAUCCAUCCUGAAUAGUUCAGAUGCAUUAGAAAACCUUUCUCAAGGAAUUGCCAACAGAGCUGUUGGGGAAACACAGAUGAACCUAGCUAGCAGUAGAAGUCACUGCUUAUACAUUUUCUCAGUACAAUAUGGAUCCACUUCAGAUGAGAGGGUAACAUCAGGGAAGAUUAUACUUGUUGACUUGGCUGGUUCUGAGAAAGUUGAGAAAACUGGUGCUGAAGGACGUGUUCUUGAUGAGGCAAAGACAAUCAACAAAUCCCUCUCAGCUCUAGGAAAUGUCAUCAAUGCCUUAACGACGGGUAAACAGAAUCAUGUGCCUUUCCGUGACUCAAAACUUACACGCAUUCUUCAAGAUGCGUUGGGUGGCAACUCAAGAGCGGCGUUGCUGUGCUGCUGUUCUCCCAGCCCAUCGAAUGCACCAGAGAGUCUGUCUACGCUUCGCUUUGGAACCAGGACAAAGCUCAUAAAGGCUUCUCCCAAAUUGAUCCCUGAGGCAGUGGAUAACACCAAGAAGCCCACCAUCGAGACUCAUGAUCAAGACGAUCUGCGCGACAGGAUACUGAGCAAGCUAAGGUUGAGCCUGAAGGAGGAGGAUGUGGAUUUGCUGGAAGAACUGUUCGUGCAGGAAGGCAUCAUCUUCGAUCCCAAUUCCGUCGCGGACUUCGACUCGUCGUGCCGGGACACUGCAAGCGAGGAGAUCUCGUUGCUGAUGCAAGCUGUGGAGGAGCUCAAAGAAACUGUGGAAGAGCUCACGGACGAGAACGAGAAGCUAAGGCGCAACCUCCAAGUCGCGCAGGAGAUGACCGCUCAGGCCCAGCUUGCUGCGGCUGCCAACGCCGCCGGAGCUGCCUGGAGCCGUACUCUGCUUGAUUUCGUGGCGGCGGUCCUCCUCCGGCCCUUUGGGAUGCACACGUGGCUCAGCAUCCAGCCGUUCGUCUCCUCCCUGGCACGAAAGCUCGCACAGCCCGUCCCGCCUCCUGUCCUCUUCCACCUCCCGCCCCAAUCCCCGCUCCUCCUCCCUAUCCACCAUCACCAUGGCCACAGCCACCGCCUCCGUCUCUAUCAUUGCAACGCCAUCCUCCACCUCCCCAGACCUCCGCACUUCCGCCGGCUCCCGCCGCCUCUCCCCGCCCUCUUCACCCGCAGAGCCGCGAGCGUCGGGCUGGGGGCCGCCCGUCUCGGCCCGAAGGCGAGGGCAAGCUCCGUACCGCCACCGCCUCCAUUUUUUGAAACCGUAGAAGAGGAGGAGGAGGAGCGUGGGUGGUCGGAUGCGGAGGCGGGCUUUAGUGACGAGGCGGAGGAGGGCUUUAGUGACGAGGCGGAGGAUGAGCAGGAGUGGGCGGGCGGCAACGGCGCGGCGCGCGGGGAGGACUUGGGCGCGGACGCCGGCGAGGACCUUAGCGGGUUGGCGCGGCAGUGGCCGCGCCCGCGGGAGCUGUUUGUGUGCAACCUCCCGCGCCGCUGCGACGUCCAGGACCUGCUCAAGCUCUUCACGCCCCACGGCACCGUCCUCUCCGUCGAGAUUUCACGCGAUGCUGAGACUGGAAUUAGUCGAGGAACUGCUUUUGUUACGAUGCGUUCUUUAGCAGAAGCUCGGACAGCCAUCAAUGCUCUGGAUGGACUUGACUUAGAUGGGCGCGAAGUUUUUGUUAAACUAGCAUCUGAUGUCAUUUCCAAUAGGAAAAAUGUGAACCUGGCCCAUAUAACACCCAUGAAGGACCACAUCUUUGAGAGCCCGCACAAGAUUUACGUCGGCAACCUUGCGUGGUCUGUUCAGCCCCAAGACUUGAGAGAACUAUUUACUCAGUGCGGAACCGUUGUUAGUACAAGGCUGCUGACAGAUCGCAAAGGAGGCAGAAAUCGAGUGUAUGGGUUCCUUUCAUUUUCUUCCGCUGAAGAGCUUGAGGCAGCGUUAAAGCUUGACAGAACGGUCUUUUUUCGGACGGGAUAUCCUAGUAAAGGAAGCUAUUGUAGAGCGCCAGACACGCUGAGACGUUGA